AGCAAUGAAUUCCGUUUACGUAAGUGCAGAGAAUGGAAGACCAAGAAAUUUCAAACUUAUCCAUCCUCUCAGCUUGCAGUAAAUGCCAACAGAAAUUUCGGGUUGCAAUAAAUUUUUCACCGUGGUUUGGGUUUUGUAUUGAAGCCAAAAGGAGGACCUACCCACCUCGCAACUGCUCGUGUUAUGAGCUCAUUUAAGGCAGGCUUCUACCUCACAGCUAGAGCUCUCAGCUGUCCCAAUUCUUGGUUUCUCCGAUUCAUUUCUCGCAAAGGUCUCGCCUUUAUAUACUCCCAGCGUCGCCUAUACUCUUCUGCUCAAAAGAGUACCAUAUAUAUGGAUCUGGUUAAAGAAGUAGCCAGCAAAGGGCCUGAUUCCUUUGGGAGUAUUGCCAUAAAGGCAGAUCAAAAGUGCUGCACUUACCUUCAACUGAUCUCGUGUGCUAAGGGGAUAUGCAGUCUGUUAAGCAAUCUUGAUCUAAAAACUGAGGAUAACAUAAGGCAGAAUAAUGAUCUUGGUGGGGCGAGGGUUGGAAUUGUAGCCAAACCCUGUCCGGAGUUUGUUGCUGCAAUUCUCGGGAUUUGGCUUAGUGGAGGUGUUGCAGUCCCUCUAGCUCUGAGCUACCCAGAAGCUGAGAUCUUGCAUGUGAUGAACGAUUCGGAUAUCUCUAUGAUUUUGAGCACUGAAGAUCACCAAGAACUUAUGAAAAACGUCGCUGCUAAAACUGGCGCUCAGUUAUCUCUCCUUCCUACCAUUCCCCUACCAUCUGAUGAUGGAAAGUCAUUGCAAAUUGAAUUCUCUCACAAUGUAAAAGGUGAGGAUCCAGCACUGAUAUUGUACACCAGUGGGACAACGGGGCGGCCAAAAGGAGUCGUCCACACACACAAGAGCAUCCUAGCACAGGUCCAAAUGCUAAAAGACGCAUGGGGAUACUCAUCCGAAGAUCACUUCCUGCAUUGUCUACCCCUACAUCAUGUUCAUGGGCUUUUCAAUGCUUUAUUUGCCCCUCUCUAUGCAGGCUCCAAGGUGGAGUUUAUUCCAAAAUUCAGCGUGAGGGGAAUUUGGCAGAGAUGGCGUGAAUCGUAUCCAGAAGAUGGGACUAAAACCGAUGAUGCCAUAACUGUAUUCACUGGUGUUCCUACGAUGUAUACGCGACUGAUACAAGGCUAUGAAGCUAUGGACCCGGAAUUACAGUCUACUUCUAGUUCAGCAGCAAAGAAUUUGCGUCUUAUGAUGUGUGGCUCGUCUGCACUUCCACUUCCCAUCAUGCAACGGUGGGAAACUAUCACGGGGCACACCUUAUUAGAAAGAUAUGGCAUGACCGAGUUUGUCAUGGCAAUUUCCAAUCCCCUACGAGGUAAACGCAAAGGAGGUACUGUUGGCAAGCCAUUUCCAGGUGUGCAGGCCAAGAUCCUUUCAGAAGACGGGAGUGUUGAUGAUACAACCGGGGUGGGGGAGCUCUGCAUAAAAAGCCCUUCUUUGUUUAAAGGCUAUUGGAAGCUUCCUGAGGUAACCAAAGAUUCGUUUACUAAUGAUGGAUUUUUCAAGACGGGAGAUGCUGUAAGAGUGGAUGAAGAUGGAUACUUCAUCAUUUUGGGCCGUACAAAUGCAGAUAUAAUGAAGGUUGGCGGGUAUAAGCUCUCUGCACUGGAGAUUGAAGCAAUUCUUCUCGAGCAUCCAGCUAUCUCAGAGUGCUGUGUGCUCGGCCUACCUGAUAAAGACUACGGGGAGGCUGUGUGUGCAAUAGUUGUGCCUGAGGCAGAGCUCAAACAGAAGUGCGAGCUAGAAUCAAGGUCUGUCCUGACCUUGCAAGAACUCUCAGCUUGGGCUAAGGAAAAACUCGCCCCAUACAAGAUACCAACUGCUCUCUAUCUGUGGGAUUCACUGCCUCGUAAUGCCAUGGGAAAGGUGAACAAGAAAGAGCUGAAGAAAACUUUGGCUGAUGAUGGGAUGAAGAACAACUGAAUGAUGGAUUAAGUACAAAUGGAGCUCUUGAAAGAAGCCUUAUGCACUCACUUGAAAUUAAAGUAAAACACAAAAAACUCGGGCGAGUCCGUCUCGUAUGAGACGGAUUUUAAAUAUGUAACAUUUUUUAGUGAAAAUGUAAUAAUUUUUUUGUAUUAAUAAAUAUUACAUUUUUACUAAAAAAUAUUACUUUUCAAUGAAAAUAUAAUACUCGCUGAUGUAUUACAUUUUCGCUGAAAAGUGUUAUUCACUGUGGAAGCAUUUCAUGUAUUGGGAACUUGGAAUAUGAUGUUUUGAGUACAACUGUACAAGGCUUGGAUUAGAUGUAAGCAUUUCAAAGGUAGGGGCCUAGUCUGUUAUUGUAUAUUUAGAUAAUCAUCAUUUGUGUCUAGAGCUCCUCAUUUUUUUCUUGAA
Ipomoea triloba (trilobed morning glory) is the source of this 2376-nucleotide messenger RNA. Its product is annotated as malonate--CoA ligase-like. The record is from RefSeq and is a predicted model, not a curated record. The transcript has 17 exons. Bases 184 to 1962 code for a protein of 592 amino acids. Gene Ontology annotation, biological process: fatty acid metabolic process. Gene Ontology annotation, molecular function: medium-chain fatty acid-CoA ligase activity. Lineage: Eukaryota; Viridiplantae; Streptophyta; Magnoliopsida; Solanales; Convolvulaceae.